CACGAGGGGGCAGCACGUGCAUCAGUAGCCCACAGCAGCAGGUCAGAAAGACGAGCAUGAACCAGCUUUACUUCGUGAUUCAGACUGGAUAUGGAUGAAAAAGCAGAAAAAUGAGAGGCUUAGUGAGCAGUUUUUAACUUUGUGGCUUUAAAAUGAAAGAUGAGCUCAAACCUGGAGUUCUAAUAAACUAAAUACCAGUUUUAGAGGAGGUGUUGGUUUCUGAGAAAUGAAAAUUAACAAAAGACUGAGCAUCUGAUUAGUGGUAUUAAUGGUACAAUACUGGCUCUGUUGGGCCAGCGGGGGCUCGUUCCUGGUACCACCCCCAGGUAAAUGCCACUGAAGGAGACACCUGCUGACAUCUGAUCUGAGUGUGACUGAUUCUCCAUGUGGCAGGUUUUAUUUUCUUCCCUGCAGAUUUCUAGAUUUUGAGAGGAACUGAGGCAGGAAAAGCUGAUGAGAUGAAAGCAGAUUAAAGAGUAAAGAGGAGGAGAAAGGGGAGUUAAAUAAUGGAGGAAUGAGAGAAAAGAGGAGGGGAGAACGGUGCUCUCUGUUCAUUUAUGCACUGAUGUUUUUCCUCUGGAGCAGUGAGAAGGAAGAAACGGAGCAAUUAAAGGUCUUUUUUUACUCUCAGGCGUUCUCGUAUGAUGGGAUUUUAACCAUCAACCCCCAUCAUCUGAUGUGACCCUAAACAGCGAUGCGGAGAGGCUUUGACUUGAUGUCGAAGGAGAAGAUGGUUUCAAAAUGCUUUUUCCAUCGAUUUGACCGAAUUGGACAUCAGCUGGAAACUGAAUUAAUCGGGAAGUAGGUUCCUUCCUGGUCAUUUUGUAGGUGAAAAUUUUACCACUGGUAGAGACCUUCAGUAGGAUAACAGGUGGAAAUCAUCUCCAUGGCAACACCAUCAAAUCUAACAACACACAUAGAGGAGAACAGCCAACUGGAUUCCAGUAUCCUGGGGGAAUUGGAGCUUUUUGACCCUCUAGGAAACAUAGAUCCCAAUGCUAACCGGGGGGCGGAGCCAAACUUCAACCUCAACUUCAAUCUGAAUUCUCCAAGUAACCCGCGCCCCAUCACAAAGGCCUUAAAGCUCCAAGCAACUAACAAAAAGGACAGAAACAAAGAUGGAGGGGAACCUGGAGUAAAGGGUGAGGUAACCAUGGAGACCAAGGCUACGCUGAUGUCACCUGGUGAGAAACAAAAGAGUAUCGUUCCAACAUCUUCUAGGUCACGGAUCUCUCAGAUGGUCGUGAACAACAGAGACGUACGACAGAAAUUACAAAUGAGCAGCGCCAGAACCACAGACAGACACAGAACAGCAACAAAACCUGGUUCUGCUCUGACCACCGAAGCAAGAGCGAAGACCACCAAGAUGACUGUGAGCCUCACCAUAAAAACAGGCCCAAGAGUUCACAGUCAGAAAGAAGAUCCAAAUCCCAUCAGUCCGCCAACAGAUGUGUCUAAAACCAGCAAAAUGAAGCCAGGAGCAGCCCUGAAAACCCAAAUGUCCUUCACAGGUGCAAGGAAACCCACCUGGACCAGAACCAGUGGAACAUCAGAGUCCAAGGAACGUUUCCAUGCUAAAGAUUCAAGUACUGGAUUAGAGUCCAAAUCUAGACCCAAAUCCAGCUCAAGCUUUAAAGCAACAAGGGCAUCCAAGGACAGUCUUUGUUCAAAAACCAGUACAAACUCCAAAUCCCAAACUGGGUCCAGAGACACUCUGGAUUCAAAAAGCAGCUCAGCUUCUAAAAGCAGUUUGGACUUCAAGGACAGCUUAAACUAUAAAAUGGACUGGAGCUCCAAAGCUGCUCCCAAAUUUAAGAUUGGUCUCAGCGACACUCUAGACUUAGAAACCAGCACAAAACCCCAAACAACGAAAACCCACAAAGAUUCUCAAAAGGUUUUUUAUUCAGGGUCUGACUUGAAGGUCGGCUCUGUUUCUGAUCUCAUCUCAAGGUAUGACUUCGAUGCCACCCAGUCAUCUCCUACCCUAAAGCCACCUGAUUUCUCCGUCAAUGUUCUUAGGUCUGUUUCCUUAUCCCUCCUUUCCAGAGGAAGACUUAAAACCACGGGUUCUACAGCUGAGUCCAGUCUAGAUCCAUCAGAUUCUCCCAGGUCUGGACCAGUUUGGUCAAAUUCAAAGUCAGCUCUGGAAAAAUCAGCUUUGACAACAUCUUUGAUAUCAGUAAAUCGAAAUAUGGACUCCAGACCUGGGACAAGUCUUGGUCUAAGUUCAGCUGGACCAAACAAGGAAGACCAGAUAAGUCCCAGUUCUUCAUCAGGACUCUUGGCACCUUUGGGCUCCUCAAAGCCUAAAAUCAAAAUCAUGGGAGAAUGUUCACAAGACGUAAUACAUCCCAGCAGCUCAUCCGGUAAUACUGGUCUGACUCGGGGUCUCACCUUUGACUCCAUCCCCAAGACAACAGAAAAAAUUAAGAACGAUUCAGACAAGGAACGCUUUAACCUGACCCAGAGCAAAGAGAGAGCCAAGGGAGGUCUGGAGGUAUCCCAGCAGACCGUGACUGACAACAAUGGGUGUUUGUCAGGAGACAAUGGAAGGACACCAGACCCCUUCCUGAGUAAACUGGAUCAACUGGGUAAUGCAAAUACCAUCCAAUUGCCAAGGCUAAUGAGUGCAAAAGAAGAGAAGAAGAAGCUGGUGUAUAGGAAACAGAGUGAUGGUCUGGGGAAUUCUUCAUCAGCCCUUCCUCCAUCUACUGAUGCAUCAGCCUCCAGUUGGGUCAAGGAGACCGGGACCAUGACUGAGCUGUUUGAGAGAAUCCAUCAUUGGCCAGGAAGUACGAGAGACGUGGGCAUUCAGGUGGAAGUAGUCAAAUGCUCGGCUUCCACAAGUCCCAGCCUCCAGCAAGGAGCUCCUAUCUCCUCUCUGAUGUAUCAAAUCGACAUUGAGCUGAGUGGCCAAACAGACAAUGCAAGGAAGACAAGUUGCCUCCCUCCCUUUUUACGUACAUUUGGCUUCCAGCAAAACCCUGCCCUUGAUGGUAUGGAAGACAGUACAAGACACACCUGGGAAGAUGGGAGCAGAGAUGAUAAAAAGACCCAGAAUGAGAAGGAAGAACUUUAUGGGUGUGAAGUACCAACAGACAAGCCUCAGCAGGUGGAGUGGGAUGAAAAGGGGAUGACAUGGGAAGUUUAUGGCGCCUCCGUAGACCUUGAAUCCCUUGGAAAGGCCAUCCAGUCCCACCUGGAGUCAAAGAUUCAGGAGCAGGAGAAACACAUCCAGACUCUGAGGAAGUCUGUCUGUUCCAAAGGCAGCUCCAGAGGCCACAGGAGGACGAAGAAACGCCGAAGGUUUCUGGGUUGUUGCAGGAAGGGGUCCACUGUGGCAGAAUGAGAUCAGUCCAGAAAGCUGACAUCUGUCAUACACGUGAAUUUCACUAAUGAGUUUAAAACACCAACACCGUCCGUGUGAUUAUUGGCCACACCUGAUCCAAAAUGUACUGGACCCACUUGGAGAGGGAGGUUUCGGGUAGAUUCACUGUCCCAUUGAUGCAACUGUUGGAAACAAACCAAGAGCAGCAUUCAAAAUGUCUUGAAACGUUCUUGAGAAGUCUCACUUUUAUUGCAAGUCAUAAGGUCUUCCUCUCACACGGCCCGACUCUUGAACACGUUCUCCAAAAUAGUCAAAACUUUGUAGCGGGCCUCCAAACAGGAGAGACAACACUGAAAGUUGUUGGUGACCAAAAUAAGACAGUUUGUGAUAAAAAGGCAUCAAGACAUGUAUAUGCAUCACAACCAAUGUACCUUUGGUUUAAACCAUUGUGGUCGAAUGAAAACGGGUACAUUUGUGUUUAUGUUUUAGUUUUAUUGAUCAAAGCUUGUCUUGCAAGAGUGAAUGCAAUCAAAGAGUCUUUCUAGACAAGAACAAGUCAAUCAGGACCAGAGAGCUGAAGCAUCCUUCAGCUGUGAUGACCACAGAGGUCUUUAUUUAGUCAGAUGUACAGAUUUACUCUUAACCGGUGCUGGUUGUUGAUGAAGAGAGGACAGCAGGGUCGUUUCUGCUACAUAUUUAAUACACUUCCUGUUUUAUGAAACUCACAAAAUACAUACUUAAACACCCAGCAGCUCACAGGAGUUUAAGUCAAGGAGUGGUUUCUGCCGAUUUCUUAAAUUUUCUUAAAUUUUCUCAUCUAUUGUUGUACUAUCUUCACUGUCUCCAUCUGUAUUUGUUUCUGUGUCGGAUGUUUACCUUUCAUUCCCUUACUUAAUCUUACCUCUUCUUGUUUUUUUCUCUUUCUGUUACACGUUUCCACACUAAUCAGUUCCUCUAUAAUAACAAAGUUUUUAAAGCUAAUAAAAAAUUCCUCAUUUUUUGAAUUUUUUCCACAUAUGAGCAAAUGUCGUCCUAGCUUUUCAUCCUUCCUUCUUCACCCCACCCCCACCCCCGAUGGAUGCUGUUGAUGGAGCUGAACUGUUGAUUUGAAUAAUUCAGAAACAUUAAAGUCACGUUGAUGUUAA
Molecule: messenger RNA, 4473 nt
Organism: Nothobranchius furzeri (turquoise killifish)
Lineage: Eukaryota; Metazoa; Chordata; Actinopteri; Cyprinodontiformes; Nothobranchiidae
Gene: gprin3a
Product: GPRIN family member 3a
Biological process (GO): neuron projection development
Cellular component (GO): plasma membrane
Source: RefSeq, a predicted model, not a curated record